Pteronotus mesoamericanus is the source of this 591-nucleotide messenger RNA. RefSeq names its product LKAAEAR motif containing 1 (gene LKAAEAR1). Bases 1 to 591 code for a protein of 196 amino acids. The transcript has 3 exons. NCBI's taxonomy places the organism in Eukaryota, Metazoa, Chordata, Mammalia, Chiroptera, Mormoopidae. The record is from RefSeq and is a predicted model, not a curated record.
AUGCCGCUGCCGCCGGCGCUGAAGGAGGCCGGGCGCAGGGCCCCGCGGGAGCGCGCCGGGAAGGACGCGCAGGGCGCAGGGCCCCGUCAGAAGCGCGGCAAAGGGGCGCCCGCAAGGGCGCCCCCCAGGCCUGGCUGGGCCCUGUCGGUGGAGGCGCUGGCGGCCAUGCACCCCACGCAGUGCCACCGCCACCUGCUCUUCGGGGACGUGCUUGAGGACGUGGGCAUGGCCGCCUCCAUCCUCCCGCGCGAGUCGGUGGAGCUGGGGUACAGCAUGCCCGACCCGCAGGCGUGGACGCAGGCACUCGAGCCGCCUGCGGCGCGCCAGGACCGGCUGCUCGGCGCCCUCAAGGCAGCCGAGGCCCGCGGACGAGUCCGUGCCUUGCGGCUGCGCUACACCCGCAUGCGGGCGGAGGAGAUCUCGCUGCUCAUCCAGCGGCAGAAGUCCGCGCGCGCCGCCAUCCGGCUGGAGCUGUUCCUGCCGCCGCAGCUGAGGCCCACGCGCAUCCCGGACCCCCUGGACCGCCAAGAGCGGAGGCGCGUGGAGACCAUCCUGGAAGAGAAAGUCGACGGCAGCAGUUUCCUGCGCUGA